Molecule: messenger RNA, 891 nt
Organism: Cadophora gregata
Lineage: Eukaryota; Fungi; Ascomycota; Leotiomycetes; Helotiales; Ploettnerulaceae
Exons: 4
Coding region: 1-891 (296 amino acids)
Biological process (GO): positive regulation of mRNA splicing, via spliceosome
Cellular component (GO): spliceosomal complex
Molecular function (GO): RNA binding
Source: RefSeq, a predicted model, not a curated record
AUGGCUUCCAUGGAUUACGAAAACGAAAACGGUGCCCGUUACGAAGAUGAGGCUCCUAGAUACGAGAGAGAUCGUUCAGCAAGCCCGCGCCCAAACCGUAGGGAGUCCCCUCGCGGAGCUCCUCGUCGCUCUGCAUCCCCCAACGGUAACGGCCAUGCCGACAGCCGCGGUCCUCCCGCCAAAAACGAGCGAGGUCCUCCCCAAGAUGAUGGCGCCAUCAACCCUGGUUCCAACCUCUUCGUCACUGGUAUCCAUCCUCGCCUCUCUGAGACUGAGGUAACUCGUCUCUUCGAGAAGUAUGGUGAUGUCGAGAAGUGCCAGAUCAUGUUGGAUCCUCAUACUAAGGAGUCGCGUGGCUUCGGCUUCGUCAAGAUGGUCACUGCCGAUCAGGCUGAUGCCGCCAAGGAGGGUCUUCAGGGUGAGGUUAUUGAAGGCCGCACUUUGAGUAUUGAGAAGGCCCGUCGCUCCCGCCCUCGUACCCCAACCCCUGGCAAGUACUUUGGUCCACCAAAGCGAGACGAUGGCCGAGGACCGCCCCCAGGAAGAUAUGGCGAGCGCUACGACGAUCGCCGGCGAGGAGAGCGUGAUCGCGGAUAUGGAAGAGAUCGUGGUUAUGGCGGACGCGAUUACGAUCGUGGAUAUGGUAGAGACCGUGACGACUAUGCGCCUCGUGGAGUUGACCGUUACUCCCGCGAUGAUCGAUACACCCGAGACGAUCGCCGUGGAGGAGGUGGAGGAUAUCCUAGAGAAGCUCGUGACUAUCAGAGAGACGACCGUGGCUCAGCUAGAGAAGCUCCUCAACCGGCUGCUUAUGGUGACCCAGCACCUCGCUCCGAGGGACGCGAACCAGGCUUCUCAAGUGACGAGAAAUUCUCCCGUCGCGAAUAUUGA